Molecule: messenger RNA, 2445 nt
Organism: Naegleria fowleri
Lineage: Eukaryota; Heterolobosea; Eutetramitea; Acrasida; Naegleriidae
Exons: 1
Coding region: 1-2445 (814 amino acids)
Molecular function (GO): catalytic activity
Source: RefSeq, a predicted model, not a curated record
AUGGCCCCUCAUUCUAAAAGAAACUCCUUCAAUUUAGGUACUGCUAAUUUUGGAGGAGUUGGCUGGGUAAAACAAUCUCAAUUACUUACCUUAGCCCGCAAAUAUGAACUGGAUGUCCUUAAUAUCCAGGAAACUCAUUUAAAAUCCAGUACGAAAGACUAUUGGAAUAUAUGGUACUUAAGGUCCUUCUUUCGUGGCUACUUAGUUUACAAUUCCAACGCCACUGAAGGUGAUAAUGGAGCAGGAAUUGCUACUAUUAUCAGACCGUCACCUUUUAUUAAGGUGCUCCAAUUCGUCGAACAUAUUCAAGGCAGAUUAUCAGAAGUCAUUUUGGAACAUAAAUACCUAGGUGUGGCUCGCAUUUUCAAUUGGUAUGGCCCGGCUAACAAAAACAAACUAGAAUUCAUGAAUAAGGCUCUCAAUAUUAUCAACAUUUCUGCUCAAACAGCGGUCUUUCAUGGUGAACGUAUUGUCAUAUUGGGAGAUUUGAAUGCCAAUACUAAAACAUUCAGUAAGGUAUCUUAUGCCGCCCAUGAACGACUAUUAAUUGACCAAUGUGACAAAUUGAAACUCUUUGAUGUUGUUCCCAUUCCAAACACACCUUCGUUUUCUCAACGCAACAAAUACUCUCAUGGAUUUUCUCGCCCGGACCAUAUUAUUACUUCCCACAAUGACUAUUCUGGUGUAGAAGAUGUUCCUACUGCUUAUUCUCACAAACUUUUAACUAUCUCCUUCCCCAGUAAUCCCAUUUUAGACUUCCCAGAACAGUUCAACAAAUAUAUUAUCCAUCCUAAAAUUUUACAAUCCAAGAUGAAGGAAAUUAAUAACGAUUUUGCUAAGGAAACCCCUGACACUCUUUUAGAAGCCCAAAAUACCCUUGCUAAAAUUGUGAAGAAAUAUGGUUCUCUUAGCACAAACAAGCCCUCAUUGAUCACUGAUAAUCGUAAUGUCAGACAAUUUCAGACUUUUAUUUUCGAUUUGAAACAAUAUCUCUAUAAGCGUAAACAUGUUUCUACUAUCACCAGCCAAUUUUUGAACAAUAAUUUUAGCCUCAACAAUGUCAAGGGUAAAUUAGAGGAAGCUAAAACCUCACUCAACAAGCUUAUUGGAUCUUUAUUGGCUGACCGUAAACGGGUCUUUGUGAAUAGAAUUAACAAUCUUAAUUCUAAACAACCGUAUUCCUAUGCCUUCAGAAAAGAACUAGUCAGUUCUUCUAUACUCAAUGUAGUCCAAAGUAACCAUAACUCGACAAUUGUAGAUCAUUUUUCAGCCAUGUUUAAUACAGAACAAGAAGUGACUAAAACUCUCCCGGAAAUCAAGAAAAACAAUACUGUAGCCCAAUGGAAAUUCCAUCAUAUCACUGCCAAAGAGUUGGAUAAAGUUAUUUCUAAGACAAAAAAUUCUAUGGCUGGCUAUGAUAACAUUUCGGUGCCAUUGUUGAAAAUUCUAGACAACAAUUCGCUCCAAAUACUUGCAAAAUAUAUCAAUCACACAAUUGACAGUGAAAUGGUUCCUGAAGAAUUGGGUAUCGGUAUUCUACUCCCAUUACCCAAAAUCAACAUGCCUACAAAAUUAUCAGACUUUAGACCUAUAGUUGUAUUAUCCGUGAUCUAUCGUCUAUUUUCUUCUAUGGCUCUGGAUAUCAAAAAUGCUUAUGGAUCAGUAAUCCAUAAAAGAUUUAUCAGCAUUCUCAACGGAUUUCUAUCCUCCCCUUUCGAUGCGAAUGUUGGAGUUCCGCAAGGCGAUCCUUCAAGCCCGGCAUGGUUUAAUCUUUAUAUUAACUCCUCAACUAACAUACAAGAAAAGCUUAAAGGAGUUCAAAUAUUUAAUAUUACCAUCCUUUUAUUAUUAUAUGCCGAUGAUAUUUUAUUGAUAGCUAAUACUAAGAUCGAAAUGAAUUCCUUUCUAAAAAGCCUCGGCCGUGAAUUAAAGAAAAUAGGACUCGCUUUAGCUCCCAAGAAAUGCAAACUCUUAGCUAUUACAGCCAAAGCCAAACUAUCUAAGGCCCUAGUCACUAUUGGACAGGAUAUAAUUGCCACAUCUUCUUCUAUUGAAUAUCUUGGGGGUAUAUGUACCUUUAAGAAUGAUUUUUCUUGGUCCUCUGAUAAUCCAAUCAACAAAAUCUCGAAUCAACUGGCAUCAGCUAAAACUUCUAAUCUAUAUCUCAACAGCAUCACCACUACAUUAAUGUCCAAAAUCAUAUCUUUGCCUAGAUAUGCCUGUAGUUUCAAUGGAAUCAAUAAGAAUUCUCUAGACAAAGCAGAUAUUAUGGUUGCUAAUUUUGUCAGAAAGGCUAUUGGAUUAGAUUACACAUUAUCAAAAUCAGUCAUUUUUAAUUGCAAACAAAUUGGGGGCCUUGGUAUUACUCGCCCCUCUACUCAACUCCAACAACAUCUACACCUCACACCUACACACCCAUUAGACACACUAUCGUCGGACAGUUGA